UGAAAGGGUGUUCAAAUUUCAUAAAUAAAAUUUUUUUUUUUGCUGAUUUCCGUGUCAAAUCAGCGUUAUUAAUUUCAUUAGCUUGCAGUCCAUUUUCUAUCGGCCUGCAAUAUCUGGUAAGUCUGAGGCCACAUUUCAAAUGAAAUACUUAAGUCUGAUUUUGUUGGCUACAUCAGUGUCUUGUCGGUUCAGUGAGGAUUUUUACGGAAUUUUAGCCAAGGAGAAUGCUAAAAAGAACAUCAUAAGUUCUCCACUCUCUGUCGAGAUCAUUAUGAGCGUGGUAUACAUGGCAGCAGGUGGAAGAACGUCACAAGAACUAAGGAAAAGUUUAAGACUACCCGUGGAUAAAAAGGAUGUGGCCAGAAAAUAUAAGGAGUUUUUUGCCAAUAUUCAAGGUCGUGAGAAAGAAGUCAUACUCGAUAUGGCGAACCGCAUUUACAUGAAUCGAAAAUAUCGUCUCGUGCCGGAGUUUAAUCUGUUAGUACGAGAGUCCUUUAAGGCCGAUGCCAAGGCGAUUAGUGUGGAUGAUCCAGGUGGAGCGGCUUCGGUUGUCAAUAAUUGGGUAUCCAACCAGACGCGGGGCAAGAUCCAACAUAUAGUUUCAUCUUCGGAUAUGAAUUCUGAUCUAAGCGCAAUUCUCGUAAAUGCAAUUUACUUUAAAGGAAUAUGGAAGCAUGAGUUCAAUGCUGACCAAACACAUACAGCCGAAUUUCAUGUGUCUACUGAAGAAAGUGUUCCCGUCCAAUUGAUGAGUUUAUCUGGAUCAUUUCGGGCUGCCUUUUUACAUAAUUUGGAUGCCAAGGUAAUUGAACUACCUUACCGGAACUCCAGCCUGUCGAUGCGCAUCUUUUUGCCCAACAGAAUUGAUGGCCUAUCCAAAUUGGAAGAACAAAUUGCAGGUUUCUCCAUAACUCUGCGAAAAAGCACUGUAAAUAUAAAGCUGCCAAAGUUCAAAAUCAAAUUCGGCACACAACUGAAGGCGAUUCUUCAGAAGUUAGGCAUCCGAGAGGUUUUUAAGCCUUCGGCGAACUUGAAAGGCUUAGUGAUGGGAUCUGAUGUCAAGAUCGACAAAGUCGUGCAAAAGGCAUAUUUAAAGGUCGAUGAAAAGGGUUCGAAGGCAGCAGCUUCAACAGGGGUACUUAUUCGUAGAAAAAAGUCGGUUGGUCUUCCUCAACAGCUUCCCAUGGAGUUUAUUGCCGAUCAUCCUUUUGUCUACGUUAUAUGUGAUCAAAAUACUAUUUACUUUCAGGGCCAUAUUGUUAAGCCACAGUGAAAAAGAAAUUCCUUUGAUAUUUUUAAUUAAAUGUGUACUUUUUAUAGAAAUGUAAAUAUACAUAGAAA
Messenger RNA from Drosophila rhopaloa, 1341 nucleotides. RefSeq names its product serine protease inhibitor 42Dd. The record is from RefSeq and is a predicted model, not a curated record. Bases 140 to 1273 code for a protein of 377 amino acids. The transcript has 4 exons. Gene Ontology annotation, molecular function: serine-type endopeptidase inhibitor activity. NCBI's taxonomy places the organism in Eukaryota, Metazoa, Arthropoda, Insecta, Diptera, Drosophilidae.